GCGGGAUCAAGCCUGAAUCGCGGUUGUGAGUCAUCUGGGCGCUGCCCGGAAAGGGCAGGGCUGAGCUGAUGACUAUGUUAAUAGUUGGGUGGGAUCUCUCAAAAGUCCUGGUGUGGAGGGAUUUGAUGUCCAUGGCAACAAGCCGCCUGACGCAAAGGGCGGAACUAGAUUCCUUUCCUUGAAACGCUGACAUCCCAGGCCCUUGUCCUGCAGGCUUCCUCGGGCAGACCCGCCAGAAUUGGAGACCGGGGAAUGGCCGCGGUGUGGCAGCAGGUCUUAGCAGUGGACGCGAGACUUCUUUUACCACCAUCACUUCCCCAGUCCCACCCCAUCACUAUCCCGUGCUAAUCCUGCCUUCAUGUUGGACCGAUCCCUGCCGUUGUCUACAGCAAUUUAGUCAUCCCAUACCUACUCCAAAGCUGUGCAUUGCCUAUAUGUCCCCAUACUGACGUCAUAGCCAUGCCCAUUAUUACUGUAGACUCACCCCAUUACACCAGAGGGAGCCCCAUCAUCACUGCUGAUCACGUGCCCUCCUGACCCCAGUCACUGCCAUAUACCUCAUUUCCCUUCCCUGCUCUCUGAGCUGAUUGAUUCCCUCUGUCCUGUGCCUGCUGCGUGCCCUGGCUCCUGCACUCGUAGAUACAACGCGUACCGCACACCAACGUUUCCACAGUUUCGGACCCAGUAUAUCCGGCGGCGCAGCCAGCUGCUGCGGGAGAAUGCCAAGGCAGGGCAUCCCCCAGCGCUGCGUCGACAGUACCUGAGGUUGCGAGGCCAACUGUUGGGCCAGCGUUACGGCCCCCUCUCGGAACCAGGCAGUGCUCGUGCUUACAGCAACAGUAUCAUCCGCAGUAGCAGGACCACCCUUGACCGCAUGGAGGACUUUGAGGAUGAUCCUCGGGCCCUGGGGGCCCGUGGGCACCGUCGUUCCGUCAGCCGAGGCUCUUACCAGCUGCAGGCACAGAUGAACCGGGCAGUCUACGAGGAUAGGCCCCCUGGCAGUGUGGUGCCCACGUCUGCAGCUGAAGCAAGUCGGGCCAUGGCCGGGGACACGUCGCUGAGCGAGAACUAUGCCUUUGCGGGCAUGUACCAUGUGUUUGACCAGCAUGUGGAUGAGGCAGUCCCACGGGUGCGCUUUGCCAAUGACGACCGGCACCGCCUGGCCUGCUGCUCCCUGGACGGCAGCAUCUCCCUGUGCCAACUGGUGCCCGCCCCCCCCACUGUGCUGCGUGUCCUGCGGGGCCACACCCGUGGUGUCUCCGACUUCGCCUGGUCCCUCUCCAAUGACAUCCUGGUGUCCACCUCCCUGGAUGCCACCAUGCGCAUCUGGGCCUCAGAGGACGGCCGCUGCAUCCGGGAGAUCCCUGACCCUGAUGGCGCCGAGCUGCUGUGCUGUACCUUCCAGCCCGUCAACAACAACCUCACUGUGGUGGGGAAUGCCAAGCAGAACGUGCACGUGAUGAACAUCUCCACAGGCAAGAAGGUGAAGGGUGGCUCCAGCAAGCUGACAGGCCGUGUCCUUGCUCUGUCCUUCGAUGCGCCAGGCCGGCUGCUCUGGGCAGGGGAUGACCGUGGGAGCGUCUUCUCCUUUCUCUUCGACAUGGCCACAGGGAAGUUGACAAAAGCCAAGCGUCUGAUGGUGCAUGAGGGGAGCCCCAUUACCAGCAUCUCUGCCCGUUCCUGGGUCAGUCGGGAGGCCCGGGACCCCUCGCUGCUGAUCAACGCUUGUCUUAACAAGCUGCUGCUAUACAGGGUGGUGGACAACGAGGGGACCCUGCAGUUGAAGCGAAGCUUCCCCAUUGAGCAGAGCUCACACCCUGUGCGCAGUAUUUUCUGCCCUCUGAUGUCCUUCCGCCAGGGGGCCUGUGUGGUGACGGGCAGCGAGGACAUGUGCGUGCACUUCUUUGAUGUGGAGCGAGCAGCCAAGGCUGCUGUGAACAAACUACAGGGCCACAGCGCGCCGGUGCUGGACGUCAGCUUCAACUGCGAUGAAAGCCUGCUGGCCUCCAGCGACGCCAGCGGCAUGGUCAUCGUCUGGAGGCGGGAGCAGAAGUAGGAGUCCUGCCCCAUCCCAUCUAAUCUGCCUCCUCCCAUCAGCUCCUGCAGCCAGCCUUGGGUUUGUAAAUAAAAAUUUCACUGCUGUGCUUAUGGGCUGGUUCCCAGGUGGGAUGGGUGGGGUGGGGAGGGUGAAGGUCUGGGCCCCAAAAGUGAAUGGGGGUUCACUUGCUCAUUCACGUAUCAACUGUUGUCCUUUGACAACCAAUGUCUUGAUGUCACCUGUGCCCGUGUA
Molecule: messenger RNA, 2290 nt
Organism: Sorex fumeus (smoky shrew)
Lineage: Eukaryota; Metazoa; Chordata; Mammalia; Eulipotyphla; Soricidae
Gene: WDR13
Product: WD repeat domain 13
Exons: 9
Coding region: 875-2056 (393 amino acids)
Cellular component (GO): nucleus
Molecular function (GO): promoter-specific chromatin binding; protein binding
Source: RefSeq, a predicted model, not a curated record